Molecule: messenger RNA, 912 nt
Organism: Papilio polytes (common Mormon)
Lineage: Eukaryota; Metazoa; Arthropoda; Insecta; Lepidoptera; Papilionidae
Product: collagenase-like
Exons: 5
Coding region: 33-863 (276 amino acids)
Biological process (GO): proteolysis
Molecular function (GO): serine-type endopeptidase activity
Source: RefSeq, a predicted model, not a curated record
AUUUAUUAGGCAUAUAUCCAUCCAAAAUUGCGAUGAAGUUAGCGCUAGUGAGCCUGUUCUGCCUGGGGGCGCUGGCGGCGGCCUACGACAUUCCGGAGCUGAACUACCACGAGCGCGUGGGAAUCCCGCGCGCCGACGCCCUCAGGCAGGCCGAGCUCGCGGCAGACUUUGAUGGCAGCAGGAUCAUCAGCGGCUCGCCGGCCGCGCUCGGCGCCUACCCUUACAUGGCUGGGCAGAUAAUGACGCUGACAAAUGGGCGCGAGUCUAUCGGAGGCGGUACUUUGAUCAGCAACACGCGGGUUCUGACCGCGGCACACAACUUGUUCGAUGGGCGGCAGAUGAUCCGCCACGUGACCAUCGUGCUGGGCUCUGUGCGCAUCUUCUCCGGCGGCACCAGGAUCACUUCUAACAGGAUGGAGCUGCACGGCAAUUACAACGUCAACACAUUACAGAACGACAUCGCCAUCGUCACUAUCAACCGGGUGAACUACAGCAACACGAUCCGCAACAUCGGGCUGGCGUCAGGCAGUAACACGUACGCGGGCACGUGGGCCUGGGCCAUCGGCUUCGGCAAGACCAGCGACGCGGCGCCGGCGAGUCAGAACCUGAUGCAUGUGCGAGUGCAAGUGAUCACCAACGACGUCUGCCGCGGCACUUUCGGCGCCAACUUCGUGGUGGCCUCCACGCUGUGCAUCAGCGGCUCUACCGGCAACAUCUGCACCGGCGACUCCGGCGGUCCGCUCGUCGCCAACAACCUGCUCAUCGGAGUGACGUCAUUCGGCUCGGGAUCGUGCGACGCGCGCCGCCCCUCCGGCUUCGCCCGUGUCAGCUCCUUCAACUCAUGGAUUAGAGCGCGGAUGUGAAGCGACAAACAACGAAAAUAAAUUACUAAAUACUUUUUUUUGUAUUGAA